AUGCGAGUGUGGGCAUCCAGCCAGGGCAGAUUGUGCCAGCUCAGUGGGUUUGGUCUCCGGUGCGCUGUUUCGGUCCAGGGUUCGCACUCCUGUCCGGAGCUGCCAGAGUCACCCUCCUGUCCGGAGCUGCCAGAGUCGGCCUCCUGUCCGGAGCUACCAGAGUCAACCUUCACUCCAGACUCAACCUCCAGUCCUGAGCCUGCAGUGCAGCCCUUCAGUCCAGAAUCGCUCUUUAGUCCAGACUCGUCCUCCAGUCCGGAGCCUGCAGUGCAGCCCCUCAGUCCAGUGGCGCCCUCCAGUCCGGGGCUCUCUACGAGGGCCUUCAGUCCAGGGUCGACAGUGAGGGUCCCCGCUCUAGAGGCGUCACCUAAGUGGGCCGAGCCAGAGGUGGAGCGGGGUCCACGUCCCUCACCAGAGCCGCCACCGCGGACUUCCUCAGCUUUAGGCCAACCAGCUGGCUGCAGGGAAACCCAUAGCAGGGGCCAGAAAGAGAUAGGCCUUAGGAACAAUAUAGGUCCAGCCCAUUCCACCUUUGACAAGGAAGAGGUCCUCUGGAUACAUUUGUCGAUGGAUACCUUGGGAAUGGUGGGCGACGGCUGCCUGUCACCAGACAACUACCAUGACAUGCUGAAGGGAGGGGGGUCUAGCGGAGGAGGCCGGGUCCACAGCAUCGAUGUGAUCUUGGGCUUCAGUAAGGACCAGGACCCUCUGCUGACCCCUGUGGGGGACAUGGGGGCCCAUAAUGUGGCCACUGAGGGCCUGGAGGACCACCAGGGGAAGCAGGUCAAGUCAGACCCCUACGGACAGCUGGCCAGCCUGGGGGACAGCACACAGCACUCUGACUUCCACGAGUCAGGCCUCUUCUCCAGUGAUAAGUGUGAUGGGGACCUGGGGGACCUCCAGAAGGGGUUGGACAGCGACAGGGGGAAGUCACCUGAGCCACCAGAGGAAGACCACCCCAGGAAGAAGCACCGGCGUAACCGCACCACCUUCACCACCUAUCAACUCCACGAGCUGGAGCGGGCCUUCGAGAAGUCCCACUACCCUGACGUCUACAGCAGAGAAGAGCUGGCCAUGAAGGUUAACCUCCCAGAGGUUCGCGUACAGGUAUGGUUCCAGAACCGUCGGGCUAAGUGGAGACGUCAGGAAAAGAUGGACUCCAGCUCCUUGAAGCUCCACGACUCCCCCAUGCUGUCCUUCAACCGGCCGCCCAUGCCCUCCAACAUGGGGCCCAUGUCCAACCCAUUACCCCUGGAUCCCUGGCUGGCCUCGCCCAUGUCCAGUGCCACCCCCAUGCAUACUAUCCCUGGCUACCGGGCUCCAGGGCAGGGCCCUCACCUUCAGCCUGCCUACCCCAGCCACUCCCACAGCUUCCUCAACAGCCCCCCAGUACAUAGUGUGGUGCACCAGGGGAUGGUGCAAGGAAUGCAAGGGAGGCAAAGCAUGCAGUCAAUGGCUCCGCCUCCCUACCAGUGUCACCCUAGCUUCAAUGAUAACUACCCUAUGCAUGAGGAAAUGGAACGUAGCUCCAGCAUCACAGCGCUGAGGAUGAAGGCUAAGGAGCACCUUCAUUCAUUGGAUAAAACCUGGCAGCACAUGUGA
This is a messenger RNA of Oncorhynchus masou masou (cherry salmon), 1602 nucleotides long. Its product is annotated as retinal homeobox protein Rx2-like. The coding region runs from base 1 to 1602 and encodes 533 amino acids. Gene Ontology annotation, biological process: positive regulation of transcription by RNA polymerase II. The record is from RefSeq and is a predicted model, not a curated record. The transcript is spliced from 6 exons. Gene Ontology annotation, molecular function: DNA-binding transcription factor activity, RNA polymerase II-specific; RNA polymerase II cis-regulatory region sequence-specific DNA binding. NCBI's taxonomy places the organism in Eukaryota, Metazoa, Chordata, Actinopteri, Salmoniformes, Salmonidae.